Messenger RNA from Fraxinus pennsylvanica, 729 nucleotides. NCBI's taxonomy places the organism in Eukaryota, Viridiplantae, Streptophyta, Magnoliopsida, Lamiales, Oleaceae. The record is from the annotation of a GenBank genome assembly.
AUGGCCUCGAAUUCACACACCUUCUCGACAUUAACCUUCUACUCUAUAUUAGGUGUAGCUUUAUUACUCUGUGCAGUCGCAGUGGGAUCCAUUCUCAGGGCCUGGGAAAUGCUGACACUAGUAUCACCCGCAUCACCGUCAUUUGUAUCCGUGCAUCAAACUGCCGCAUCGAAACCCUUGUCGGGCCCUAUUGCAAUAAACUUUUCGCGCAAUUCAUCUCCCAGUAGAACAAUCAAGAAUCAGCUUUCUGCGAAUUCGAUUUCUAUGGCAUCUGCUGCGACUGUUGAAACUGCUACAGCUCCUAAAUGGGCUCAGAAGACUGUAACUAUUCCUGCCCAGAGACGAGGCUGCCAUCUCAUUACUUCCAAGAUUCUGAAGGAAAUUGGGCAAGAUUUAUCAGAGUUCAAAUGUGGCCUUGCUCAUUUUUUUCUGCACCACACAAGUGCUUCUUUGACUAUAAAUGAAAAUUAUGACUCGGAUGUCAGGGCUGAUACUGAGACAUUUUUGAACAGAGUAGUUCCAGAGGGAAUGUCUGCACCAUGGAAACAUACACUGGAAGGUCCAGAUGACAUGCCAGCACACAUCAAAUCAUCUAUGUUUGGCUGCUCCCUCACGAUACCUAUCACCAAUGGAAAACUGAACAUGGGAACUUGGCAGGGAAUAUGGCUAUGUGAACACCGAGAUGCAGCUACUCCACGUAAAGUGGUGAUCACCCUUAAUGGAAUAUAA